This is a messenger RNA of Pectinophora gossypiella (pink bollworm), 5261 nucleotides long. RefSeq names its product transport and Golgi organization protein 1 (gene Tango1). Lineage: Eukaryota; Metazoa; Arthropoda; Insecta; Lepidoptera; Gelechiidae. The record is from RefSeq and is a predicted model, not a curated record. The coding region runs from base 78 to 3779 and encodes 1233 amino acids. Gene Ontology annotation, cellular component: endoplasmic reticulum membrane; endoplasmic reticulum exit site. The transcript is spliced from 13 exons. Gene Ontology annotation, biological process: vesicle cargo loading; endoplasmic reticulum to Golgi vesicle-mediated transport; protein secretion.
AACAAUUUGACAGAUGAUGUGGCUUAUCUUGAGAAUUUUAUAAGAUUUUUUAAUUGUAGAUUCGUUAUAAUGCAAAAAUGUUUGUGUUAAAAUUUAUUUUAUUGAUGCUACUUGUCUCAGUGCACCACUGUAGACUGCCUGAUAACGUUUACUGUGUCAAUGAAAAAUGUAGCAAACCGAUAUCCAAAGCGCGGACGCUCUUAACUUAUAACAGUGGAGACAGAGACCUUAUGUCUUUUCGUGGAAACACCGAAGCUUUGAUUUAUAUGAAAUCAGCUGGAGAACAUCCGGACUUAUGGUAUGCGACAAUCGACGGUAAAUCUGGUUUUGUUAGCUCUACAUUCUUAAGGGAAAGCACGAUUUUUGAAAAGAAUCCACAACACAUUAUACCUGUGCAAACGAGGCAAAGGGAAGAAGAGGUACAGCUAAAUGUUCAGCCUGAUAAGGUUCAACAAGCUCAUGAAGUGGUCGAAGGCACGACAAUAUAUUCUACUGAGCCAACUCCUGAAGUCCAGCAUGACAGCACCACUGCAGUGCCAAGUGUUGGCAAUGAACAAUCAACGUCUUCAAUUUCAAAUCAAGAAGAAAUACAGAAUCAAAAUGUGAAUGAAAACAUAUGGAAUUCAAAUGUUGCUGAAUCUCAGGCUCAACCAACAACUGAACCGGUUACUCCUGUUUCUCAAAGUGAGCAAGUGACUGUGUCCCCGGCUACAGUAGAGACUGACCAAACUCAAGAUGCAAGUAGCAUUCCUAACGCUAUUAAUGAGGCCAUUCCUAGUGUGGAAUCUCCAACCACUGAGACACCUGUCACUGAAACUCCUAUGCAACCAAUAGAAAUAUUGUCCAGUCAUAAUGUACAAGAAGUUGUAACCUCUACAGAAGCUAGUGUGCAAUCUACAGCAGACCCAAACCCAAGUGAAUUUUCAUCUCAAUAUUUGAAUGUAGAGCCUCAAGUUAAUCAAGAACUAUCACAAUCAGAUCCAGUGCCUUCACAGCCAUUAUCCAGUGCUGAAGUAAUAAGUGGAGAAACUUAUGAAGUGCCUAAAUCUAUGGAAUUCUUACCACAAAAACAGCCAGAAAUGACUGAUAAUUUUGAAUCAAAUGUUUCCAGUAAUUCUGUAAAUAUUGUAAAUACAAAUACUACAACUGAUAGUGAGAGCAAUGUGCCUAAUAUAAACAAUCCAAACCAACCUGAUAACCAAGUGCCUCAAGCCCAGUAUGACAAUUCAUUGUUUGGUAAUUCAUUCAACCAGGAUGGUGAAACUGUUAAUAAUGGCAAUAACCGAAUUCAAGAACCUGUAACACAGGAAACAAUUCCAGCAUCUGUUCCACAAAAUUCUCAAGAAAUACCUACAACUGAAAGUACUUUCACUGUACCCCAAAAUUCACAAGAAGUCUCGACAGAGACUACUUCAGCUAUUCCACAAACUUUUGAAGAUGUGCCUACCAUUGAAGCUGUCCCAUAUAGUUCUCAAGAGAUUCCAACUACACAAAGUACUUAUGAAAUUCCUGCAACAACAGAAACUAUUAGUUUUCCAACAGAAAAAGCUGAGAUUCUAAAUCCUCAAUCCAGCCAGGAGUCCAUUGACCCUUACACAUAUAGUACUGAACCUACUGUUGAACCAAAGACUGAACCUCCUGGAACUGCUGAUUAUUAUACCUAUUCUACUGAAGCUACCCCUUCAGCAGACAGUCAUAGUGUGACUCCGCCUUCUUAUCAUGAUUCAGAAACUACUUCAAAUGUACCUGUGAAUGAUGACACAUAUACUACCGUACCUCCUGAGCCAAGUCAAGAAGAAAAGGAAGGAUUCUUGAGUAAUAUGUUGUCUACAAUAUCUGAUAUGUGGCCUUCUACAACUGAAGUACCAUCAACAAAUGCAGAAUGGGUUCCAACUCCAGAUGUACAAACAGAAGAGACUGACGAAGGAUUUUCGUUUCUUAGUUACCUUUUCUCUGCAUAUAAUACAAUUAUGGGCACAACGGAAGAAAGCAAAGCAUUGUUUGCCUCUACAGGAGAGACAUGUUUCACAAAUGAGUACUGUGAUGGAGGGUCCUCUGAGCAAAGCAGUCGGUUAUUCACGUUCCUGGUGACCGCAGCUAGUUCUGUCCUCUUGUUCACCCUGGGUUAUUACUAUCUUGACGGCAGACGACAGGACAGUAAGCUUAUAGCUAACAUCAACUCACUGCAACGUGACUUACUUUUCUCAACAAAGGAGUGUGAGAUCCUCAAGGAGGAACUUGCAACUACUAAGACAAAGUUAGCUGGUAUAGAAGACAAUUCCUUUGGAAUGGAUGAUAUGGUGCAGUCAUUGAAGGAAGAGAUUGAAGAAUUGAAAGCACAGAACGAUAGAUUGCGGCAUUCUCUGGAUGACAAUGAGAAGUUACUCCGGGUAUCAGAAAACACUGCUGGCGAGUUGCAAAAUACUUUAGGAGAAGUGGAAAAUACUCUUAGUGAGCUCUUGGGAGAAAGAGCAAACGCUGAAGAGCAAAUUGCAGAAUUAAAUGGUAAAAUCCAAGCAUUUGAAGAGGAGUUAAUAUCAGUUAGUAGAGAUAGGGACAACUUCCAAUUGAAGUAUGUCUCUGCUGAAACCGCUUUAGAAGAAGCUAAGAAACAAACUAAACAUUUAGAAGAGCUUAAUGAGAAGCUGAAGGAGGCUAAUAAUACUAUCCAACUGCAGAAACAUGAAAUAACAGCAUUGAAGGAUGCAAUAAGAGAAUUGAAGAACGGCCUGUCUUCAAACAUUGAUGUUGGGUCACUGAUUGACCACACUGAAAUCAAAGCUAAGCUAUCUAAAGCUUUGGAAGAGAGGAAAUCCUUCGAGACCAAAUAUGAGAUAGAGUAUAAAGAGCGCACGCGCCUAUCGGAAGAGUUGCAAACUGCACAAGAAUCGCUUCGUACAAACAGCCAACAAGCGACCGAAGCUCUCACCAGACUUGAAGUCCUCGGGAAAUAUUUCCAGGAGCGAGAGAGCGAGCUGUUGAAGGAGCUUAGUACUAAAGAGUCGCUGUUUCUAAGUAAGCAAGGAGAGUCCGCCAGCACUGUUGAAAAGAUGGAGUUGUUGCAGCAAGAAAUUCAGAGAUACAAAGAAAAAUGCGACGCGCUGACAUUAGAACUAGCAGAGCAAGAGUCCAUGCGUCGCACCGCUGUGAGUGAGGUAGAGGCGCGGGCACACGCGGCGUGGCUAGAGGCACGUGCAGCGCGACGCGACGCCGACGCGGCGCGUGACGACGCCGCCGCUCUGCGGCGCAAGAUGGCCGCCAUGAGCGCCGCCGACGGCGCCGCCUCGCCGCACCGACAAGUGUCGUCGCCACUAGAAGCGGUGGAUGGCGGCGUGGUGCCACCGCCGCUACCGCCGCUGGCGUUCCUGCCGCCGCCACUGCUGCCGCCGCUGCCGCGCCCGCCGCCGCUCGGACGGCUGCCCUCGCCGCACCCGCCCAGGUACAACGACCGGCGCUAUUCUCCGGACAGCCGGUACUCCCCUGAGAGCCGGUACUCGCCAGAGAGCCGGUACUCCCCGGAGACGGUGCGCUACUCUCCGGAUAGUCGUUAUUCUCCGCGGUCGCGCCGCUCACCCUACUCCCCGCGACGACGGCGCUCGAGAGAUUUGUAUGACAACGGACGGGGGUCCAGAUCCCGGAACGGGCCGCCGCCGCCGCUCGACACGGAGACGGAAUACAACUCAGACAGCCCCUCGCGCGACCCGCGCCGUCGCCCGCGCUACUCAAGACACUCUGGUCCUAGUUCAGGGUCGGGAUGCUCAUCAGAAUCGGAUAAAUGAGACAGAACUAGUUUUAAAUUAGGUUUUUUAACACGCUUACGAUCUAGACAUUGUACAUUCUUAGGGUUUUUUCAAUUGCGGCCAAAAUAUAAUUUUAUCGGGAUUAUGAUUGAUUGUGUAGCGGGAAAGAAUUUAAAAAUGCAUUGCCUAAUGGUGCGUAUUGAAAUGAAGAAUGGAGUAGAAUGGAACUGAAAGGGUAGUUUUUUUAAUUCGCUGUUUCGAACGACUUUACGGUGGGUCGACAAAUAUGUUUGUUUGACAUUUACACUACAUGAUGGAGAUGGCAGAGAAGUAGAUUUAAUAAACUGAAUUUGAAUUUUUCUUUUGUUUUCUUAUUUAUUUGUAAAAAGAAGGCCUCACGGCAUUUUUCACAGAGAUUUCGUUUUCGCCAUUUUUCGAAUGCGCUGAGUCAACACUUUGUAAGACCGAUGAUUUUUGAUUCCGUGCGCAGGCGCGUAUAAGCGUUUUAUACGAUGGCUGCCCUAACAUGUCUUACUAGUUAUUUUAAUGUGGGUACAUGCUCUUUACUGUUUUCUUGGUAUCUGUGUAGUAUAUAUUUGAACAUGCAAUACAAUACCUCAACAGUAUGCCAAAUUAUGUUUGUUAUAAUUUUGCUAUUGCCACCUCCUUAAGAAUGCUCAUCAGAAAGACAAGGCUCAUCAAAAAAAAAGGUUAACCUUUUAUACAUAAAGACUGACAUUUUUUACUUGUCGUUAGCAGACUAGUCAAAUCAACAUAUUUGUCUACACACUGUGAGCAUAUUUGAAAAAAAUAUAUAAAAGUCGUAUUAAAAAUGUAUUAUAAGAUAUCUUCAAGCAUACGGUCUACCAACCACCUACAUCAAAGAGGUCUACGAUGCGUUAUGAGUUAUAUGAGGCAAAUGUUACUAACAUAGCCACUCAAUUCCACAAUUAUAUAUUUAUAAGGAUUUAAUAAUAAAUAAAGCGUAAUUGUCAUAGAUAAAGUCACGUAAGGUUUAAAUCCUAAUGCAAAUAAAUUACUAAAUUUAUAUUAAAAUAACACCAGUUACACAAAUUAAAUGGUUAACAAUAUUCAAUUCUAUUUAAAAAUUAGAAUGUUCAAUGCAUUUAGAGCACUUUGGGAUGAACCAAAGAAUUCUUUUCUCUUAAUCUUGUACCUGAUUUAUUUUUCUUCCUUCUAACAAAAUCAGUGACUUAAUAGAAAAUGUGUUCCUAGCGUUUGAUUCAUUAUCACUAAAAUAAUGUCUGCCAUUGUAUUUUAAGAUAGUAUUUCUAUAUUUUCUAAUAACAGAAGCCACUUUGUGACUGUAGGUGUUAACUUUAAUGUCAUCCCAUAAAUUGAGCAAUAAUAAAUUCAUAUGAAUUGUAUUAUCAGAAUCAUCUCACUAUAGCUAUAAAUGCAGCCUUUAAUUUAUUAAAUAAAAAAAUGUUGUUUUAUUAGUCAGUUAAAUGUAUUAUAAUUAUAAUAGAAAUGAUUUUUAAAUAAACAAUUUUAUCUAUU